UCAGCAAACCAACGCUCUCUCCUAGGCAUCGAUAUCACUGCCGUUCACAUUGCUUGACAACCACCGCCACCUCGGCCUGUCAUUCGCCCUACAUACAUCCUUGGUCCUUGGUUAUCCCGCCAGCUUUGACCAAAUAAGCAAGAAAAUAAUAAUAAAAAAAUUGACACUCAUCAUCUUCGGUAGUCGCAGCCUUCCCCGCUUACCAUGCACGUACCUCCACCUGUCUGUCUGUCUUCCUAUGGACGUCCAACCGUGGAGAUAUUGCCCCUAUUCUGUACAGAUCCGUCAUCUCUUCGUAGCCAAUGGCAAGCAUCAGCGGCGGGUGUGCGAGGCCGCAAUCAGCCAACACGCUGAGCCAGUGCGACUGACACUAAAAUUGCACACGAGAGACGUGGUACUGGUCGGGGCCAGUCAGAUGCCCAAGACAACGGCCGGGGGCUUGUUCUCGAACAUGUCAUUCUCCCUGCGUUUGGGUGCAAAUCUUAUUUGGCGAUAUCUGACAUCAAACUUUUCAAGACGCUCAGACUUGCACAUCGGAGCCCCUGGCUAUGACGAAGAGGGGUGGAAACAUCAGGUUAGCAUCUACCUUGUGACCGGCCGCAGAUUCUCGGGAGGACCCCAAGAGGCUUGCACAGGCAACGUUGGUAGGAACUUUUGUCGAAUCGAUAGGGCUGAGCGCCCUGAAUGCUUACCGUCUCUGGAUGCGGACUCGCGCCCACUUGACACCAUGCAAGACGGCGUGAACCCUCCCCAAGGCAGAUAAAUGCCACUGGAGCAGCAUACACGCUGUAUGUCUCUCCGUCCCACGCCGGCCGGUUGGUUACACUCCAUCUAUGAGAUCGCUCCCGUACUUGGUAUGGUUCCUUACGGGUAGGGUACCCUGAGCCCAACAUGCCACCAAACGAACGCAUGCAACGGGUCUACAGCCAGGAACCCGGAAGCUUUGCCAUGU
Molecule: messenger RNA, 952 nt
Organism: Colletotrichum navitas
Lineage: Eukaryota; Fungi; Ascomycota; Sordariomycetes; Glomerellales; Glomerellaceae
Exons: 1
Coding region: 239-763 (174 amino acids)
Source: RefSeq, a predicted model, not a curated record